Manis javanica (Malayan pangolin) is the source of this 2703-nucleotide messenger RNA. It is a transcript of the gene NFKBID, whose product is annotated as NFKB inhibitor delta. The record is from RefSeq and is a predicted model, not a curated record. Gene Ontology annotation, cellular component: nucleus. Gene Ontology annotation, molecular function: protein binding. Lineage: Eukaryota; Metazoa; Chordata; Mammalia; Pholidota; Manidae. Gene Ontology annotation, biological process: regulation of gene expression.
GACCCUAGAUCGGGGACCCGGCGGCGGCUCCGCGGGGAAGCAGCGAGGCUGGCGCAGCGCCGAGGCCGGGGCCCUGGGGGCCCGCAGUCCGCGCCACGGAAUCCCCGAGGUAAUGUAGGGGUGGGGAAGUGAGCUACGCUCGGCCCCCUAAGAGUGAGGGUCUGGGAAUCUGAACUUCAGGCCCUGAAGGACGGAGCUGGAGCAUCAAGUCCUAGGUCCUGAGAGUGAGGGUACCCGGUAUUUGGAGGGGCCCGGGGAUCCGGAAUCCUGAGUCCCGGGAGUGAAUGGGCUGGGAGUUCGGAAAGAACGGGCUGGCGGCCCGGACUCCUAGCUCUAGAAAGAGCGGAUUGAGUCCGUGGGGGCGUGGUUGUUUGAAAUCUGCCCCUGGUCUCUGUGGGGGCGGUCCGGUGCCUGGCCGCAGGGGUCCCUGCUGGCCUUGACCUUGUCCCCGCCCUGGGAUUUCCCGAGUCGCCACCCGUCCCGGGUACCCGGCCUAAGCAGGAAUUCCCCGCGUGCGGGGAUUCCACGAGCACCACGCUUGGCCGCGCGCCCCGCCUCCGAGCCGGACACCUGAGGCGCACCACCCGGAGAGGAAGGGGUAGAUGGAAGAUUCCCUUGGGUGAGCGCCGUGACGUCAGCGCGUCGCGUCUGGGCAGUUUCCGAGACGGCCCUCCCCCGCUUAACCCUUCCUCCGCCGGAACCCGGGCUCGGAAGGGUGAGGGUUGAGGGCUCGGACGUGCGAACGAAGCGAUUGGAAACUGGGACUCCCAGGUCCUGGGGAGGAGGAGGUUGAGGGCCCGGACUCCUGCACUCCUGCGGGAUGGGGCUGGACUCCUGUGCUUGAAGGGAUGGCCGAGUUUGGAUCUCCCAAGCCCCAAUCAGCUACGGGCCUAUUGAUUCCUCGGGAAGAGGGGCUGGGACUCUAAUCCCUGGUUUCCCGUGGAAAGAGUUUCAGAUCAGCUUCUAGGGCAGAGAGAAGUGAGCCGGAGUGAACGCAGCCACUGCCCAUCACAGACCGUGAAGAAGCUCCUGGAAGAACAGAGGCGCCGCCAGCAGCAGUCUGACGCUGGUGGGGUACCGGGACAGUUCCCGCUGCCUCUGGCCCAGCCCCUGACCCCAUCUGUGAAUGAGGGUGAGGCUGGAACCCUUGGAGACCCGGCUUUAUACAGAACCUUCCCUGCCACAGGCAGGAUCCUGGAGAGGUUCUGGACUCCCGGCAGGACCCCCACAGUUGACUCCUGUGGUCCCUGGACCAACCCUGGAAACAGCCCGUGCUCACAUGCUGGCUUUGGGGCUACAACAGCUACUGGCCCAGGAUGAGGAGGGAGACACGCUCCUGCACCUGUUUGCUGCUCGAGGGCUGCGCUGGGCGGCGUAUGCUGCAGCUGAGAUGCUCCAAGUGUACAGACAUCUGGACAUUCGUGAGCAUAAGGGCAAGACCCCUCUCCUGGUGGCUGCCGCUGCCAAUCAGCCCCUGAUUGUAGAGGAUCUCCUGAACCUGGGAGCGGAGCCCAAUGCCACUGACCAUCAGGGACGUUCUGUUUUGCAUGUGGCCGCUACCUAUGGGCUUCCAGGAGUCCUCUCGGCUGUGUUUAACUCAGGGGUUCAGGUUGACCUAGAAGCCAGAGACUUUGAGGGCCUCACCCCGCUCCACACAGCCAUCCUGGCCUUCAAUGUUGCUAUGCAUCCACCUGACCUAUGUCCCCGGGUGCUAAGUACCCAGGCCCGAGACAGGUUGGCUUGUGUCCAAAUGCUGCUGCACAUGGGUGCUGAUCACACCAGCCAGGAAAUCAAGAGCAACAAGACAGUUCUGCAUUUGGCCGUGCAGGCUGCCAACUCAACCCUGGUUCAGCUGCUGCUGGAGCUGCCCCGGGGAGAUCUGAGGGCCUUUGUCAAUAUGAAGGCCCAUGGGAACACAGCCCUCCACAUGGCAGCUGCCCUGCCCCCUGGACCGUCCCAGGAGGCCAUUGUGCAGCGCCUGCUGGCAGCUGGGGCAGAUCCAACACUGCGCAACCUGGAGAAUGAGCAGCCUGUCCACCUGCUGCGGCCCGGGCCGGGCCCUGAGGGGCUCCGGCAACUGUUGAAGAGGAGCCGUGUGGCACCCCCAGGCCUGUCCUCUUAGGACUCAAAUCCAGAACCUGGACUGAUUUUCCAGUCCCCACCGUCCUGUGGGACAGCCAGCGUAUGCUAAUAUUGCAAAUCCAUGAUAAUAUAUGUGGAAUGUCCUGCCAUUGGGGUCUUACAUUAAAACCCCAAAAUGGCCACUGGGGGGUAAACAGUCCCCAAUAUUUGGGGUGGUGCGAUACCCCUUCCCCACCUACAAGGAGCCCCCUUGAUGAUUUCUGUGAAAUUGAGGCCCCUUGAUUGUUUCUGUGAAACACCCUGGACCCUUUCCCCUCUGGGAAUUUUGGGAUCCCCUCCCUUAACUGAGCUCUUCACACCUGGAACUCCAGAUGUGAUUCCUCUAUAUGGCACUUGGGGCAACCCAAAACAGCUCCCAAUGUCAUCCCAGUAGAGCUCCUAAGAUGACCCCUGACCCACACUCUUCAAGUCCUUAACCUGAGACCAGAGGGACUUGCCUAGAUUUGAGUCCCCAGGUCCUACUGCUUUCUAAUUCAGAACCCAACUGGGCCCAUGUCCCAGAUCUCAGCAUUUCCAGUGAAUUCCUCCCCUAUCUGAAACUCCCUAUUAAACUCAAUUUGG